AUGAAUUUCUUCAGUUCCGUCUUCUCCGAUGACCCGGAUCCAUCGGAACCCGAAACCCCGAAUUCACCCCCAAAUCCGAACCCGCCUUAUAUUCCAACAAUCACAUCCGCAUGGACCUUCGGAACCACUUUAAUGCAAACCCUAGCUUCCAAAUCAGAAUCCGUUCUCGAAACUUACCGCCGUGAUCUCCAUGAAUUCAGCUCCGGUAUCAAAUUAGAAACCUCCGUCAUCCGUGAUGCCGCCGUUAAAGCCGUUAAUAACUUACCGGCUUCUCUUGAAGCCGGCGCCGACUUAGCUCAAAACUCGCUUGAAUCCGUCGGCCAAGCCAUCGAUGAUCUCGGCUCCACCGUUACUGAGAUUAUAGCUCACGGUAAGGAUUCAAUCUUAGCUGUUGAUUAUUCUGAUAGUGAUAAUGAUAAUGCUAAUAAUAGUAGUAGCUAUAAUAAUGUCGAUAGGAAUGAUAACAAGUUAGGGUUAGCGAAACCGUAUAGUAGACUUGAUGCGCAAAUUAGGACGAUACGUAGCGAUAUGAAUACGUAUUUGAAUGAUCCUGAGGAUUUGGUUGAGUUUAAUGGGUGGAAGUUAGGGUUUAAGAUUGAUGAGAUGGUUGGGGAGAUUGAGGAGGUUUUGAGAGAGGAUGAUGGUGUGGUUGAGGAGAUAUAUAAGGAGAUUGUGCCGGAACGAGUUGAGGAAGGCGUGUUUUGGCUGAGGUAUUUUUAUCGGGUUUAUAGGGUUAAGAAAGCGGAGGAGGCUAGGGUUAAGCUUGUGACUAGAGCGAUUUCUGGUGAGGAAGACGAGGAGUUGAGUUGGGAUGUUGAUGAAGAUGAGUAUGAGGAGAAUGCGGAGGGUGAUUUGAGAGUCGAAGAGAAAGAAGGGGUUGCGUUGGGAAAGGAUGACGGUGAGGGAACGGGUGGUUCGGGGUUGAAAGAUGGGGAUAGGAAUGAAACGGAAGUUGAGAAGUUAGAAAAGAAAGAUGAUGUGAAAACGGUAUCGUCUGAAGGGAAGACGGAUAGAGAUAGCGAUAUAUCGAUUGUUUCUAGUCAACCAUCACCUGAUGAAGACGGAUGGGAUGAGAUUGAAGAUAUAGGUAGCAACGAUGAGAAUAAGGAAAAAGUAGAGAAAGUUGUGACUCAUGAAAGUCCUGAUAGAGCCGAGUUGCGUAAGCAAUUGAAUGUUGCCGAGGAGGAAGAAGAUCUUACAUGGGAUAUCGAAGAUGAUGAUGAUGAGCCUGUUAAAGCUUAA
Molecule: messenger RNA, 1242 nt
Organism: Erigeron canadensis
Lineage: Eukaryota; Viridiplantae; Streptophyta; Magnoliopsida; Asterales; Asteraceae
Product: protein DOS2-like
Exons: 1
Coding region: 1-1242 (413 amino acids)
Cellular component (GO): cytoplasm
Source: RefSeq, a predicted model, not a curated record